AUGGAAUUAAUCAAUCCGACUUCUGUUUUCAACGCAGACAUCUUCAGCUCAGUGUUGGUGAUGAGUCAGGUCGAUGUAAAAGUAGUUCUUCUGGGUAGCAGUGGCUGCGGGAAAACCAGUCUGGUGGAACGCUUUCUUCACGAUCGUUUCGAGGAAAGAUACAUGCCUACGAUAGGAGCUGCAUUCGGAGCAAAACGCGUGAAAGCGUUGGGAAAAAUCCUCAAAUUGGGUAUUUGGGACACAGCUGGACAAGAACGUUACAAGGCGAUGAGUAGGAUAUACUAUCGUGGUGCUAAGGCCGCUAUCGUGUGCUACGAUUUGACGGAUGCCGACAGCUUUCGGGAGGCUCAAUUUUGGGCCCAGGAGCUGCUAAAGCAGGAAGAUGCGUGUAAGAUUUAUUUGUGUGGAACGAAGGCUGAUCUCACUCGAGGACCUGAAGGAGGAAGAAACAGGCGGGUUGAUUUUUACGCUCCAACGGAUUUUACUGAUGAUGUGAAUGCUGGUAAGAGGCGGAAACCGCACGAUUCCGAAGAACUCUUUCAAGCCAUAGCGGACGAUUUCAUCUCGAACCCAGUGAAUGAACCCAUCGUUCAAGAACUUCCGAGUAUACAUGUGGGAAAAGAUCAGCCACGGCCAUCGGGAACAUGGUCAUCCGUGUGUUGUUCUUAUUGAGUCUCUGUGAUGGAGCGGAGAAAUAUUCGAAGGGCGUCAGAUCGCAUGGGUUCCUCCUGGUUCCAUUUCCCUGUGGCCUGAGUCUCUAGGAACUUGAGUUAUUCAUUAGAAAUGUGUAGGAUGUUCGAAAAAGCCACUGUGAUGUGGGAAAUGUUCAGGUGAACCAGAUUCUAUGCCCCGUGUUUCCGGGUGCUGAACAUGUUCCAUCGAAAUGUGUACGAUUUUACGAGGGGUUUUCAGGACCCUGUUGACUUGUUAUAACUGCAAGGAUUGGUACUCGUUUUAAUUUUUUCUGUUCAAAGUUUUGGAUGGAGGUAGACUUCACUUGUUUUUAAGGAAGACUGAAUUAUCGCUUGCGGAAAAUUCUACUUUUUCCUUCGCGGAUUCAUGUUGAAAGAACGGAGAGUUUAAGAAUUCAUUAUCUUCCGCACUUGCAAGUACUGUAGUGCUACGGAACAUUUCAUGUACAAUAGUUGAAAAAUUAGUUCAGGGAAAAUAUUAAAGGUCUGACACACAUAAAUGUAUGUCGGUGAUGCUAAAUGUGAAGGGUGCCCGAAACUGUCUUCAGGCAAACAGUUCCGUAGCAAACUAAUUUCGACUUGAAACUCUAUUAUUUAUACCACAGAGGUUCGGGAAAUUCGAAUCAGAAUCUAUAGUUCCCAACGAGCUUAAUUCCAAACUAAAAACUCAACUUCUGAACCACCCCUUGUAAAUAUGUUAAAUCUAUCCAAAUGGAAUGUCACUUUGAAAGUCGGAAGCAUAACUUUGCUGGCGAUGUGUAGGAUAAUGUGCCCUGUUGAUGUACUAAGCACCAGUGUGGAAACUGGAUCAGUCCUGCCUCUUGUACCGGUUGCUUUCCCCCUGCUGUGAAUGCACCAAGCUUUUUGCCGGAAGCGAGUUUCCCGCGAUUUUUGCAAUGAUGAGGCCAAAUGUCAAUGAUUUUGUGUGUGUGUUUGCACAUGAUAAGCAUUUCUAUUUUAUGUUGGGAAUUUCUUAGCUCAUGCAAGAUCUCGUUUGUGACUCUUAACUACUGUACUAUACAGUCCUCGUCGUUCGUGUCUGCAAAAUAUACUCGCGAGUUGGGCUGUGCUGAUCGCUGUGAAUUUUGCGCUAACGUGACUGUUGAAUCCGUCGAGUGUAGUCCCACCAGUUCUACCCCCCAUGGAAAAGUUUCAAAGAAUUUGAGAUGUAUUGUGAAGUAUUUCCUGAGACAAAAGGAGGGGAGGCUGACGAGGAAUUGGAGAAUGUGACAGAUGGUUUUACCCCUUAGGAGUCGGGCGUAUUUUUAUUUUUAUGUGCCUGGGAAAAGUUUCAUGACGAUUUAAUUGUGAUUUUUGGCAUUCCCCGCGUGAGCUUUCGGUGACUGAAUUCUGUCCUUUUCUAAUCCGUGAUGCUAAUAAAAUAGCCCAAGGGUUUACUGCGUGAUUUAUUCCUGAA
Messenger RNA from Notodromas monacha, 2109 nucleotides. NCBI's taxonomy places the organism in Eukaryota, Metazoa, Arthropoda, Ostracoda, Podocopida, Cyprididae. The record is from the annotation of a GenBank genome assembly.